AUGUCACUGAGGUUGUUCCUGGUCCACAAGACCGCUUGCAUUUGGUCGUACCCCGUGAGUCUUUGCUUUGACCCUUGAUCGAUCGAUGGAUCGAUCGUGCUCGCCGACCCUUCACGGCGGGCGAGGCAGUUCCAGCAAGCGGCUGACGACUCGAUCCUCGCCUUCACUCUCCACACUAGCCUCCACUCUUCCGUAGUCUUCCGUCACCUCGGAUCGACGCUCAAGGUCGAUCUCACAUUCGGAUCGAAGGAGGUCCACGGUAUCCUAAACAUCAGUGAGUAGCAUGUACUCUAAUCAUGUGGUACGAGGUAACUUAUUUCUAGUGUACGUUUUCAGCUGCACACGGUCUCCAAGCCAUGAGUCCCACCUCGGUCGACAAGGUCCCCUUUUGUUUUCUGUUAAUUUCGAAUUGGUUACACCUCGGAACUCUAUGUUGGCGGUGCUAAGUGGCAGGCGACUCGUCCUUGAUUAGCCUAGUCAGAUCCGACUCCUCAUUGAGCCUCCCUCGUGAACCCUUUUCUCGUAUCCCUAGUGUUUCCUUUUGUGGUUUGUAGUUUCGAGUGCACGCAUCGAGACGCGCAUGCACCACGGAUUUGAAAUUCGAGUCCACGUCUCGCCCGGAUCGUGCCUGCGGUUCACUACCGGGCAAGAUGGCAUUGGCAAGUGUUCAAGGUGCAUGGAACACGGUCAGUCGCAUGCGCUCGUUCUCGCUCUUCAGGAUCUCGUUCUUAGUGGCAGGCUGACACUCGUCUCUCGCACUCUGCUGCACUGCUACUGCCUCACGCCCUUGCGAGUCAUCUCGCUUCGCUCCGACUGACCUGCCCUCCCGACUGCCGCUGCGCCUUGGCUCGGACAUGAUCGCGGCCGUCUGGGAAUGAUGGCGCGUACAGCUCUCGGGAUCCGAAGCAGGCCAAGCAACCUCGCAGCUCGUACAGACUGAUGAUUCAGCUUUCAAGUUCCUCGAUUUGACCCGGACACAGCGACUCUAUGGCUUUGGUCAGUCGUCCGCUCCCGCCAAGGACUGGUGCUCUCCCGUAGUUGCGCGGCCCGUCGCGUCGCGGCGCGUCUGUCGAACACGUCACUCGCACCAGCCAAGGCAGGCCGAACCCGACAGCAGAUCGCUGAUACACGGCAAUAUGCAUCGCAGGCUUUUGUUUGGUCGCUGGAUGUGCUCUGGCCGUUGUCGGUGCCAUCCUCUUCGCACUUGUACGUCAUUCGAGUCUUGUGAUGCGUGGCAGGCCAGUACUCAUCGCCUUGGCUUGACUCUCCGACCGUCGCACACGCACACACGAACAGGGCCAAGUCACUCUCUUCGCGAGUGAGUCCUACGUUAACCAGAUGAUCGAGAAGUGUGAGACUGAUCUAUGAACGAGCUUUUGACAGCUUUCUAUGUACUCGGUGUCAUCAUCUCGCUGGUCGGCACCGGCUUCUUGGUCGGCGUGAGUUCGACAUGUCUAUUUUAGGCCGUGUCGACUUCAAGUCUGAUUCCGUCAUACCCUGUCUUUCAUGUAGUUCCAAAAACAGUUCAAGAUGAUGAUGGACCCCGUCAGGAUAUGGGCAGCCGGUGAGAGCGCAUAUUGUAGAUAUCAAUUUCUCGCUCGUGUGGUAAGCUAACUUGGGUUGCUGGGCUUCUUCUUCUAGGUCUCUUCCUACUCUUCAUCGCCUUGACGGUACGCUUUUCUAUGAAGGCACUAAAUGUUGUCUACAUCAAGCCAGCUCAUCCUCGCUCUCUCGUCCUCAGCUCGUCUUUGCGUUUGCCAUCCGGAUCCCGUACGUUCACGCCCCUUCGCGAUCGAGUCGUGAGCAAAGAGCUGACCUCUGACAUUCGACCUCCACCCAAACAGCAUUCUCGUCAUCGUCUUUGCGAUCUGUACAUUUUUGGCUUAUAUCUGUGAGUCUCCUUGUAUGGUCUAUCCUGGCUUCGGGUAAGUAUACUGACGCUCUCUCAUCGAUUCGCUUCCCACAGGGUAUACUUUGGUGAGCAUACGAUCCGUCCAAUUUAGUUGUCCGAGUUCCAACAAACAACAUCAACUGACCUCUCUAUCCCUGUCACAGUCAUACAUCCCCUACGCACGAGCAUUGGCGAAGAAGCUCAACCCGUUCUAA
Messenger RNA from Microbotryum saponariae, 2106 nucleotides. NCBI's taxonomy places the organism in Eukaryota, Fungi, Basidiomycota, Microbotryomycetes, Microbotryales, Microbotryaceae. The record is from the annotation of a GenBank genome assembly.